This is a messenger RNA of Habropoda laboriosa, 714 nucleotides long. RefSeq lists its product as uncharacterized. Bases 1 to 714 code for a protein of 237 amino acids. The record is from RefSeq and is a predicted model, not a curated record. The transcript is spliced from 4 exons. NCBI's taxonomy places the organism in Eukaryota, Metazoa, Arthropoda, Insecta, Hymenoptera, Apidae.
AUGUCCCAAGACUCGAAUCCACGUACGAAAAGAACGACAUUUCGUCGAACGAUGACGGUACUGGCCACAGUCGAGGCUACUUCCAACAAACGUAACAACACGAACGUGUACGACGACGUCGCCAUUUUACCUGGAUAUAAUGUCACCACGACAGCAAGCGGCGCGGCCAGCAAGACGAGCCACUUCGACACCGAUUUGCAUGGGAAUGUUAACAUUCUUCUAGGCGGGGCGAUGCUCAGCGGCGUAAUUAUGGUCGUCUUCCUGAUGUGCUACUGCUGUCACAAGAGCAUCCGGAAGAACCGACCGCAAGAGUACCCACAGUACUGGAGAACGGAACCGGACGUGCACAGUCUCGAGGUUUUCACCACGGAAGCGCACGCCGCUUGCUGCGAGAGACAAUCAACGACAGAGGGUAACCAAGAUGAGAGCAACUAUGGCGCUCUAUCGUGUCCAGUGACUCCAAACUCCGGUCCAGGUCCACCUCCAACUUACGACAGUUUGAUCUUCGACCCUAAAAGCUUGCCAGCCACCAUCGACAAGAAGCCAGACGGUGUGGACACGCCUGGUACCAUAAUUCCCUCGAUGGUAUCCACGUUGCUGGGGCUGAACACUGCCGUGAGGUCCACGGAAUGCAACGAGGAGCAAGAAACGUCCGACGAGGGACUGCCUUCGUACGAGGCCGCCUUGAAGCUAGACGCGAAUGGCUACGUGUAA